Molecule: messenger RNA, 470 nt
Organism: Drosophila pseudoobscura
Lineage: Eukaryota; Metazoa; Arthropoda; Insecta; Diptera; Drosophilidae
Gene: DptB
Product: Diptericin B
Exons: 2
Coding region: 19-393 (124 amino acids)
Biological process (GO): defense response to bacterium
Cellular component (GO): extracellular region
Source: RefSeq, a predicted model, not a curated record
UCCAAGAGAAGCCAAGAUAUGGAAUUCAGUUCAAGCCUCCUGCUGUUGAGCCUGGCCUGUGCCUGCGCCUGCCUCUGUGCCCCCGCCGCUGCCUAUCCGGCAGAUGAACAGCAUUUGGUCUAUGUGGAGCCCUCGGAGUUUUUCCCCGAUUUCCUUGAUGUGGAGGUGGACCAUCCGCGAGUGCGUCGCCAGUUGCAGCUUCAGGGAGGCGGCGGCGGCAGCCCUCGCCAGGGCUUCGACCUCAGCCUGAACGGCCGUGCCCCCGUGUGGCAGAGCCCGAACGGCCGACACUCCUUCGAUGCCACGGGCCACUACGGCCAGCACUUGGGCGGACCCUACGGCAACAGUCGUCCCCAGUGGGGAGCCGGAGGACAGUACACGUUUAGAUUCUAACGAAUUUGAUAGAUCAAUCCAUCGAAAUUUAUUUUAUUUAAUUACAAUUCACAUUAAAAACGAUUCAUCUAAAAAGA